This is a messenger RNA of Aspergillus viridinutans, 357 nucleotides long. RefSeq lists its product as uncharacterized. The record is from RefSeq and is a predicted model, not a curated record. Lineage: Eukaryota; Fungi; Ascomycota; Eurotiomycetes; Eurotiales; Aspergillaceae. The transcript has a single exon. The coding region runs from base 1 to 357 and encodes 118 amino acids.
AUGGCUCUGACCUCAUACUCGGGAAAUCAUGUCCUCUGGCCCCAGAAAAGCUUGGCAUGUGAUCCGCAGCUUCUGGCCGCUUCUCGUCCGAUAUAUAGAUUGGUUGUCGCUUUCCUUGACAACCGUGAUAUCGGAUACGAUCACCACCCAAGAAAAUCCACACAAUGUCUACCCGCGAUCAUCGCCAUAGAGACAGAUCCCGCCGAGAUCACGAUUCGUGCUCGCGCUCGCGCUCCCCAGACCGAAGUGACAGACACAAAAGACAUCACCAUCGGCACCGUCAUGGUCAUCGCCGACACCGAGACUACAGUCAUGAUCGCGAUCGGCACUCGCAACCAGCCUCUUCGGUGCCCGUAG